Guillardia theta CCMP2712 is the source of this 2079-nucleotide messenger RNA. RefSeq lists its product as hypothetical. Bases 1 to 2079 code for a protein of 692 amino acids. The transcript is spliced from 7 exons. Gene Ontology annotation, cellular component: cytosol. NCBI's taxonomy places the organism in Eukaryota, Cryptophyceae, Pyrenomonadales, Geminigeraceae. Gene Ontology annotation, biological process: homocysteine metabolic process. The record is from RefSeq and is a predicted model, not a curated record. Gene Ontology annotation, molecular function: FMN binding; flavin adenine dinucleotide binding; [methionine synthase] reductase (NADPH) activity.
AUGGUGCUCCAAGACGGUUUCGGGGAAGUGGUCGUGCUGUUCGGAUCGCAGACAGGAAACGCAGAGGCGAUCGCCGGCAGGAUCAGCAAAGACAUCUCGAGCAAGGGAGGGUCAUGCUCGCUGCUGUGCAUGAAGGACUACGAGAAGAUCGACCUGACUCUGGAGCGAGCUGUGAUCGCCGUGGUGUCUACGACAGGGCAGGGAGACGCUCCGGAGAACGCGAGCAAGUUCUUCCGCUUCGUGAAGGGGAGGACGCAUCCCAAGACGCUGCUUGGCGCGUGGCGGUUUGCGGUGCUGGGGCUCGGGGACACGAACUACGACCAGUUCUGCAAGCCAGGCAAGGUUCUAGACAAGCGGCUGGAGGAGCUGGGAGCAAGGCGGCUUGUGACGGGUCCAUCGGGAGCAGCGGGAGAGCACGGAGGGCCAGGAGGAGCAGCAGACGAGGCUGAGGGGGGCUUGAGGCGACGGUGGAGCCCUGGGUACAGCACCUGUACAAGGUUCUUGACUCCCACGGUCGGCAAGGAUAGUGAGAGCGCAAACGAGGUACCCGACAAAGACAAGGUGCAUCUGAUUCAGGACAUCGCUGGUGGCUGGAAGGAGGUGAAGGGUGGGGAGGCGCUUCUCAAGGGCAAGUACGGUGUGCUUCCUCGACCCACCGCGUUGAACCUCAGCAUCGAGGACAGCAUCGAGGACAGCAGCGAGGGCUCGUCGCAGAGUCUCUCCUUCGGUGCCUCACAGCCUGAGCGACGAUAUCCAGCGCGCGUGACGUCAUGGCGAUACCUGACCACUGAGCAAAGCGGAGAUAGGAUCGUAGUGGAGCUGGAGCUUGACAUCUCCAACGUGGACUGGACGUACGCGCCUGGCGACAGCAUCGGCAUCGACUGCUGCAACGACGAGGAGGUUGUGAGGAAGCUUCUUGCCCGGCUGGGCGAAGACCCAGACCGAGUGGUGAAGAUCAGCAGCAGCGCAGGAGGUCCGAGUGCAGCGCCUUCCUCCACUGCAGCUGUGCCGCAGCACCUGGAGGGGCUUGGGAGCAUCUCGCUGCUGAGGCUGGUGCAGAGGAUGGUUGACAUCCGAUCGAUCCCCAAGAAGGCGGUGCUGAGGCUCAUGGCCGAUCACUGCGCCGAUGCGGCAGAGGCAGACGACCUGUACCUCCUCUCCUCCAUCAAGGGCAAAGAUCGUUUCAAGCAGGAGAUCGAGCUUGAGUGCCCCACCAUCGACGAGAUCCUCGAGCGCUAUCCCUCCUGCAAGCCGCCACUUGCUCUCCUUCUGCAGGUUCUCCCCGCCCUGAGCCCUCGCUUCUACUCCAUCGCCAGCAGCCCCCUCGUCCAGCCCUCGCGCGUUCGCUUCGCCUUCUCUGUGGUGCGCUGGAAGACGCCCAAGGGCGUGGAGAGGAAGGGCCUUUGCACCAACUGGCUGCACCUUCUCUGCACCGAGUGGUACAGCAAGUCGCAGAUGGAGGGAGCCAGCAGCCCCGUCCUCAACGUCUUCAUCGCACCCAGCAAGGAGUUCAAGCUCCCCGAGGACUCCUCCUGCCCCAUCAUCAUGGUGGGCCCCGGCACAGGCGUCGCUCCCUUCGUCGGCUUCCUGCAGCAUCGCAACACCCUCGCGGAGGAGAGGAAGGCAGAGCAGCAGUCGAUGGGCGACAGAUGCUUGGGGAGGUGGAGGGGGAUGAUGAUGGAGCUCGAGGACGAGACGGUGGAGGCAGCAGCGCAGGGGCUCAUGUGGCUCUUCUUCGGGUGCAGGCAUCCGGAUCACGACUACCUGUACAAGCAGGAGCUGGAGAGGCUCCAGCGGGAGGAGGCGAUGCUCCUUUCCGUUGCCUUCUCGCGGCUCUCGGACAAGAAGGUCUACGUGCAGCACAAGAUGGAGGAGGCGGGCGAGGAACUCGUGAAGCUCCUCCUCCGUCCUGACUCGCUCCUGUACGUCUGCGGGGACGGGGCGCACAUGGCCAAGGACGUGAGGUCGACGGUAGUGAAGCUGCUGGCGAAGCACGGGGAGAUGGAGGCGGCGGAGGCUGAGAAGCUUGUGACCGGGUGGAUGCACAAGGGGAAGUACUUGCAGGACAUCUGGUCGUAA